This is a messenger RNA of Symbiodinium pilosum, 765 nucleotides long. Lineage: Eukaryota; Dinophyceae; Suessiales; Symbiodiniaceae. The record is from the annotation of a GenBank genome assembly.
AUGCCGUUCGUUCCCAUCGCCAGCCGCAAGCCCCACACCUUGCUGCUGGACCAUGAAAAGGCACGCAUGCGUGCAGAAAUGCGCAUCAAGGACCAGGCCGUUGUUGCCGAGCACUUUGGUUUAGCCCCCAGCAAUGGGGGCUAUCGGUUCGGAAACCAUCCCUUGACCAGAGGUCCUGUGAGGGGUCCGGAUGUGCCUUUCAAGGGUGCGACAGCUCCGUGGAGGCCUUCGGACCAGGAACCUCAGGGCCCCAUGGCACAGCUGGAAUCCAAACAGGCAAAAGUCGGCGCCUACUGGGAUGGUGCGCACCAGAAGCUCGCCUCCAUCCGAAAGGUGCACUCGACCCCAGCCCUGAGGCAGUCAGCCGCAGAGGUCAUGCAGGCUUGCCAUCCAUUGACCACAGAGCUCAACCGAUGGAAAAAGCUUGCGGAGGUCACGGAAAAAGGUGAGGUGAACAAGGAGCUCCAAGAGAGCUUGGCACAGACGCGGACGAUGUGUCAAGCUGGCAUCCGGCCUAAACCAGUUUGGCAGGGUGGAUUGGUCAACUUCCCCAAGUACAUGCUCAUCAAUAACUGCCACCUGAAGCAGAUGGACUUGCAGCGCUUUGCAGACAAGCAUGCUGCGGCCGAGGAAAGCGAAGAUCGAUCAAGCAAUGAAGACAUGGACACAAGCCCCUUGGGUGAGGGCAGCGUGAGGUGCCGGGGCUCAAGGGGCCUAGGAGUAGGCUCUGAUUCUGAAAGAAACUCAUUCGCUGCAGAGGUGUGA